AUGUAUGUGGUCAAGGUGGUGAGGUCACCAGACGGAGAGAGUCGAAAUUAUUCCAUUGGACAGUUAAGCAUUCAGAGGACAGCGGUGUGGAUCCUGGAGCAGUACUACCGUGAUUUCCCAGUCUACAACCAGUAUCUAGAUCACAUCCCGGGGUCACGCAGGGCAAAUAAGAUAUCCAAUUUCAAGUUUUAUGAUGUCGAUGGCGUGACCAAUCCCACGCCUCAUGGCAGAUCUCGGGCAAUACUGGCUGCGGCCGCUCGAAGGAGAGACUCCAGUCAUAAUGAUAGGUUCUAUGAGGAACAGGAGUAUGAGAGGCGUGUGCGGAAGCGGCGUGCAAGACUGUUGGUGGCUGCAGAGGAAGCAUUUACUCAUAUCAAGAGAAUGCAGGACGAAGCAGGUCCAGCAAUUCCUAUGGAUCCACAAGAGGCAGCACAAGCCAUAUUCCCCUCAAUGGCGCGUGCCCUACAGAAGUACUUACGCAUCACGCGACAGCAGCCACGCUACUCAAUGGAGGGAAUACUGGAGCAUUUAGCAGACUGUAUCAGCCACGAUAUGAGCCCUCGUGCUUUCAUGGAGAAAUAUCUCACACAAGGGGCUGUUGUUCACAACCCCAAGGACUAUAAACCCACUCAGCCAUGGGUUCUUGUAUGUGACUCUCUACUCAGUCGUGCUGCCGAGCACGGAACUCUGUUUAACUUACGCCAAGGGGACGUUUCCCUUCUGUGUAAAGUGACCAAGAUUCCCCAUUUUAGUAUCACUGAGGAGGUGAUUAAUCCCAAGAACAACAAGUUUGUCCUUAGGUUGAAUUCUGAGACAUCUGUCUAAGGGCUGUAUGUUGUGCUGACAUCUAUUGAGAAAACAAAACAUUGAGCUGGAGAUCAUGCCACAGUCAUUUAUAGUGAUAACAUCUGUUGAGAGAAAAUAUUAUGGUGGAGAGUAUAUCACAGGCGUCACCAAGAAAACUUAGCUGCAUACUGCACUUUGUGGAAUGGGAGAAAUGCCUUUUAUAUUUAAACAUGCAAAUUAGAAAUAUUUUACAUGCAAGAAAGUGGUAUUAUGUAUGAGAGGUAUAUGUGGGCACCACCCAGAUUCACAUUCUGUCCAUUAUAAAGCAUUUUGGUUACUUAAGAGACCUGAAGAGGAAACACAGCAGUUUUCAGAUGUGACUGAGUGGAACACUGGACAGAUUAAGAGCUGUUACAAUAGUCUAUGGCACAAGAUUUCCACUUGCAACAAAAAGAGCAAAAGCUGUGUAUAAACAAUAUUUAUGAGAUAUACACCUCUGUAUGCACAUUCUGUGUAUAGGUAGAACCUCUGUUAAUAUACACUUGCCAUAUGAGAGGUUUUAGUUGCAUUAUACACUCAGUGUGUAUGUUACAAUAUCUUACUGUUAAUGACAUCAAGUGUACAAUUUAAUAUUUGGAUUUAUUAUGAUGCAAGCAGGUGCAUUUUAAAGACUGCCAUGUUAGUGAAUUUGGAUCAAUGCCUGUUGUAUUGUAUGUAACUGAUCCAGUGUCAUAAGGUUAUAGUACCCCUCCC
This is a messenger RNA of Lingula anatina, 1539 nucleotides long. RefSeq names its product vang-like protein 2. The record is from RefSeq and is a predicted model, not a curated record. Lineage: Eukaryota; Metazoa; Brachiopoda; Lingulata; Lingulida; Lingulidae. Gene Ontology annotation, biological process: multicellular organism development. Gene Ontology annotation, cellular component: membrane.